Molecule: messenger RNA, 228 nt
Organism: Fimicolochytrium jonesii
Lineage: Eukaryota; Fungi; Chytridiomycota; Chytridiomycetes; Spizellomycetales; Powellomycetaceae
Exons: 2
Biological process (GO): positive regulation of transcription by RNA polymerase II
Cellular component (GO): nucleus
Source: RefSeq, a predicted model, not a curated record
GCGGAGUUGCUCUACGAACACAUCACCAACGCCCAUAUCGGCAGAAAGACGACGAAUAAUCUGUCGCUCGAGUGUGCGUGGGAGGGAUGUACUGCGCAUCCGUUCAAUAAGCGGGAUCAUGUUACGAGCCAUAUUCGGAUUCAUGUGCCCUUUAAACCACAUGUCUGUGAGAUCUGUGGAAGAGCGUUCAAACGCCCUCAAGACAAAAAGAAACACGACAAACUACAU